AAAAAAACUAAAAUGGCUAAAUUCAUGAUUGUCUUGUGCGCUUUGGUUGCCUGUGCCGCUGCCAAACCCGGUGUUGUUGCUCCUUUGGCUUACACAGCUCCUGUUGCUGCUGCCUACACCACUCCAUAUGCUGCUGCCUAUGCCACUCCCUAUGCUGCCGCUUACACCGCUGCCUACACAACUCCUUUGGCCUACACUGCCCCAGCUGCCGUCGCUGCUCCUUUGGCUUAUGCUAAUGCUCAUUUGGAUGCCGCCUAUGCCAGCAGCCGUGUCGAUAUCAAACAAAAUUACAAUGCCGCUGUUGUCCCAGCCACAUAUGCCGCCGCCCCUGUUGCCGCUGCCAUUGCUCCAGUUGCUGCAUCCGUUGCUCCUCUUAAAUACACCGCUCCAUUGACCGCUGCCGUCGCCGCUCCUUUGACUUAUGCCAAUGCCCAUUUGGAUGCCGCUUAUGCCAGCAGCCGUGUUGAUAUCAAGCAAAACUAUAAUGCCGCUGUUGUCCCAGCUACUUAUUCUGCUGCCGUAGCACCUGUUGCCCCUCUUAAAUACACCGCUGCCCCAGUUUUGUUCAGUAUAUUUCAAUGGAGCAACUGGGGCAACGGCGGCAGCAACAGGUGUGGCAGCAUAAGUAGCUGGCACAACAGCGGCAUUGUAGUUUUGCUUGAUAUCCACACGGCUGCUGGCAUAGGCGGCAUCCAAAUGGGCAUUGGCAUAGGUCAAAGGAGCGGCGACGGCAGCAGUCAAUGGAGCGGUGUAUUUAAGAGGAGCAACGGGAGCAGCAACUGGGGCUACGGCAGCAGCUACAGGGGCGGCAGCAUAUGUGGCUGGGACAACAGCAGCAUUGUAGUUCUGCUUGAUAUCAACACGGCUGCUGGCAUAGGCGGCAUCCAAAUGAGCAUUAGCAUAAGCCAAAGGAGUGGCAACGGCAGCAGGAGCAGUGUAUGCCAAUGGAGCAGUAUAAGCAGCGGUAUGAUUGUCUUGUGCGCCUUGGUUGCUUGCGCUGCUGCCAAACCCGGUGUAGUUGCACCUUUGACUUACACAGCUCCUGUUGCUGCUGCCUACACCACUCCUUAUGCCGCUGCCUAUGCUACCCCUUAUGCCUCUGCUUAUGCUACACCUUAUGCUGCCGCUUACACCGCUGCCUAUACUGCUCCUGCUGCCGUUGCAGCUCCUUUGGCUUAUGCCAAUGCUCAUUUGGAUGCCGCAUAUGCCAGCAGCCGUGUCGAUAUCAAGCAAAACUACAAUGCCGCUGUUGUCCCAGCUACAUAUGCCGCUACCCCUGUCGCUGCCGCCGUUGCCCCAGUUGCUGCUCCCGUUGCUCCUCUUAAAUACACCGCUCCAUUGACCGCUGCCGUUGCUGCUCCUUUGACUUAUGCCAAUGCCCAUUUGGAUGCCGCUUAUGCCAGCAGCCGUGUUGAUAUCAAGCAAAACUAUAAUGCCGCUGUCGUCCCAGCCACUUAUGCUGCCACCCCAGUUGCUGCUGCCGUAGCUCCAGUUGCCCCUCUUAAAUACACCGCUGCUCCAGUUUUGUUGUAA
Messenger RNA from Musca vetustissima, 1533 nucleotides. RefSeq lists its product as uncharacterized. The coding region runs from base 13 to 1533 and encodes 506 amino acids. Lineage: Eukaryota; Metazoa; Arthropoda; Insecta; Diptera; Muscidae. The transcript is spliced from 4 exons. The record is from RefSeq and is a predicted model, not a curated record.